AUGUAUAGAAAUAAAAAAGACGUGGAUAAACAUGUGGAUAAUUUGUUAUCUAAAUUGUCCGCGAAAGAGUUUAAAUCAAGAGCUUAUUCCGUUGCUCGACUUUAUUUCGAAGUGGGGGAUUAUUUAAGUUGUCAGAAAUAUGUCGAGCAAUAUCUUACUCAAAAAGACAACAACGCUGCGGCGUACAAACUUCUUGGACAAGCUUUGCAGAAAAUGGGUAUGAAAGAAAAGGCCCUAGAACAGUACAAGGCGUCUUUGGACAUUGACCCGGCACAAACUAGUACCAUAUUAGACAUUUGUGAACUUCUUGCUGAUGAUGAAGUCAUUAUUGAACCAGGCCGAGCCAAGUACUGGUGUGAAAAAGCAGAAGCCACAUUUCCCAGGCACCCAGUUACAUUCAGACUAAGAGAGAAACUUAUAUCUGUUUCUAACCCAGAUCCUGAAGCACUAGUUGAGUUACUUCAUUCUGAAUUGGCAAUAAGGCCCAAGGAUGCAUUGCUACAUGCACGCUUAUUGAAGCACUAUCUGAACAUCAAUAAGGUUAAAGAAGCAUUUGAUCAUGCAUGCAAUGUGGAGUUUGGAGGAAAACCAUUUAUAAACACCUAUGGUUGGUAUGAGAUUUUGAAUGACUUACUGAAGCACAGCUCGCACAAUACCAGUGACUGGCUUUAUCACUUACUUCUUUUAACUGUGAAGGAACGUAUUUGUUUGUUGAGUAUUACUGAAACACCAAGUGGUACAUCCAAAAGCUUGGUUGAAUCUAAUGAGCUUCUUCAUUCCUAUGAUCAGGCUAUUGAGAAUGUUUCACGUUCUGGGGCCUCUCCUGGCUUUGCAGAAUUUCAUAAUGCAUUGCUACAACAUCAUAAAGGCCAAAUUGCCUUUCAUGCAGCAACAUUUUUGCUAAAGAAAGCUAAAAAAGACCAAAUGAGCUGGCGAGAUGCUGUCCAGCAUGCUUCCCCACUUAUGUUAGUUGCUUGGCAAGCUGUACCUUUGGAUUCGAAAGUAAAUUGGUUGAAAAAUGCCCCCGAGAAGCAAAUGAUCGCAGUACAUCGCUGGUACUAUGAAGGAACAUACAGAUGCUCCCAGGCUGGGCAUUACUUACUGACAAAUAUUCAAGACAAAAAUCAAUCAUUCCUUGAUCAGGUUUCUCAAUGUUAUUCUGGUACACACUGGAGAGAUAAGCAGUACAAGCGGAUCUUUUCCAGUAAGGGUCAUCUGGAUAAAAUGAAAUCAUCUUACUUUGCAUCAAAUGCAUUUGCUCCACCUAUAUUGAGACUUCCUAGAAAAUUAGAAGUUGAAUGUUAUGAUAGCGAUGCUCAAAGGGAAUAUGGUAGUUCCUUACACCAUUUUGUUUGGACAUUAUUGAAUUAUAAAAACUAUGCACAUUUUAAAUGCACUCUUUUCGAUAUGCUUACAUAUAAUGCGACAACUUGUGGACCUGAGACAUUGAACAGAUCAGAUAUUCAUGCCUUUUUAUAUUGUGCAACAUUAACAGCCAGCCAACAAAUAUCUAAAAAAGAUUCUUAUGUAUCCAGUGAAAGACCACAUACACUUCCAGCUAAUAUCACUGAUCUUUUGUGUCCUCUCACCCAAAUGAAAUGGUGGGAUUGUGCUUAUAAAUUCAGUCAAAACGAGUUGGGGACCGAAUUAACUGACAUUCGUGCCACAUUGAGCCGUGGUAUUGAAAUUGUGAGGUGCAUCGACAAUCAUGGUCUUGAUCCAGAGCUAUUAUGCAUUCUUGGGCGUAUAUUCAGUGAAAGAGCCAAAGUAACAACAAAUGUAGAUGAAAAAAAUCAACUGGAAACAAGGGCUGGAUUAUAUUACUCUUCAGCUGUGCCAUUAUUAGAAAAAUUGAAAAGCAAAAUUGUCAUCAAGUAUCUUGACAAAAGAAUUUUCGAUUAUACACACAAAGAACUUAGCUCCAAACAACUACAUGCUUUACUUGAAGAAUGCAAACUAUAUGUAGCAGUCAGUCAUUUUAGUGAAGGUGAAUACGAUAAAGUUAUUGAAAUCCUUUCCAAUUUAAAGUCGCCACAAGCACUGUUCCAUCUUAGUCAGACCUAUAAAAAAAUUGCAUUAGAAGAAAAUAAUCUAUCCCAUGAUUCUGAAGCUAUGUCUAAAUAUGCGGCGCUAUUGGCUAAAGCUAAAAUGUUCGCUUACAAAGCAUUAGACAGGCUAAGGGACAGUGAACCUAAUAAAAGUCAUCCUUUAUACACUGACACUCAACAACUAAUUGAAGAUAUAGAAAUCCAGAUGAAUAACAUUGAUCCUGAUUUUGCUACUGGUAUUAAAGAUGGCGAUGGGAAAUUUUCGUCUGACGAUAAUGUUUCAGGAGAAAGCGAACAUUUACCUAUUAGAGGAAACUCUCAUUUGUUUCGAAACUUGAGCUCCACACCGAAAGCUUCUCACAAUGCUAAUGCUACAAAUUAUCGAACUGCUAUGGACUCACAAAUAUUAGAAAAUUCAAGGGUUGACCAAAAGUUUUUAGAAAGAAUCGAAACUGAAAUUAAAAAUUUGCAAAAAAGAGAUACGACUAUUAGUGACUUUAUGGCACAAACACGAAAUUGGUUUGAUGAAAACCGUAAAAUGGGUAAUCAAAUUAUAAGUAGUAUUCAUUCGAAUAUGCAAAACACAACAGAUCAAUUUAAAUUGCUGAAGAUAUCAGUAGAUCAAGUGAAGGACCAAAUAGACGAAUGUAGAAAUGAUUGUAAGGAUGUUAGUGAAUUAAAGAAGCAGGUAGCAGAGCUGAAAAAGGAAGUGGGCAAACUGAAAAAGGCUUCUUCUGAACAGACCAUUGAUGAUAGUGAUUUAUAUAAUCUAGAUGAAGACUACAGAACAAAUGACAGCACAUCAUCAUUUGCAACUCAGUUACCAUUCACACCAUCUCAAGUGAUUCCCUCUUUCAACCAACGUCUUGUGCCACCCUUCCCUGUACCACCUAACCCAUAUCAACUUUACAAUCAAAGCUUGUAUAAUUUAUAUAACCAGUAUUCCCAAUUCGCGCAGCCAUCCUCAGUACCAGGGACCCAGCCAAUGUUUGAUCCAACUAGAGCUCAAGUGAACUAUCCCGGUGUUUACCCAACGCCAGAUCAAAUGUAUUUAGAUGUAGCUCAUUUGGUUCCCCCCAAUUUGUCGGCACCCUCGUCAGUGCAACCAGCGCCGGUGGUGCCUCCGCUGUCAACCGUACCAACAAUGUCAAGUGUUACAUCUUCAACAGCAGUAUCUGUUACUGUGUCCAAAGUAACUUCUGCUGAAUCUAAAGACGUUAUAAAAUCGUUACCUGUCAAUGUAGUCAUUACAUCUUCAGAUCCCCUCCCAACAUGUACUACAACACCGGCACCAAUUCUAAGUGUGACAAUUCCACCAAAACAUAUUAAAGGCGGCACUCCUCAUAAUUAUCAAAUACAACUUCCAGCAACUACUGACACGAAAGUCGUAUCACCGCCAGUGUUUGUUUUCCCUGCUCAAAAUAACAAAGCAGCAACCACAAGUUCUAAUUCAGCGUCCAAUUGGAAUCAAUCAACAGUAUUCAGAACUACUCCCGUAUCUUCUACCUCCACAUUCAGCUCCUUACUCAACCCUUCACUAACGGCACCGAAGCUUGGUGGAGACACACUUGAUACUUCAAAGUCCGUAGUUGAUGGAAUAUUUUCUGGUAGUUCACCUAAUACUAGUCUCAAUAAAUCAAGGACAUUAUCGGAAAGAAGUAAUACAUCUGUGGAAAAUUAUGACCCUUGUCCCGAUUUUAAACCUAUUGUACCCCUACCUGCUGAAAUUAAAGUUACUACUGGCGAGGAAGAUGAAUAUGUGAUAUUUAGCUCCAGAGCUAAACUUUUCCGUUUCGUGGAUAAACAGUGGAAAGAGAGAGGACUGGGUGAAAUGAAAUUGCUCAAACAUAAGGUAUCAGGAAAAGUUAGAGUUCUUAUGAGACGUGAACAAGUCCACAAGAUUUGUGCUAAUCAUAUAAUUACCGCAGAAAUGGAAAUAAAACAAAUGAUGAAUGAGGCUAAGGCCUAUUUUUGGGUUGCCAAUGAUUUUGCAGAUGAGACUGUUGUUUUAGAAAAGUUCUGUAUCCGGUUUAAAACUGCUGAUAUAGCUAAAGAUUUCUACAACGCGUUUGAAAAAGCUAGACAAGAAGCUCUAAUGAAUAAAACUCUGAGUCCAGUUGCUCCUAAAGGAGAAAAUGUAAAAUUGACGAGUGCUAGAGUAACCAGCCAAGUAACUACAUCUAUUAAUACCACUAACAAUCAACCUAUUUCAACAACUACAACUAAAGCUGUGGUUGGUGGAUUUACAUUUAGCAGCACACCAACAUUCAAGUCUGUGGCUGAUGAUGUAAAACUUGAAACAAACACUCAAGAUGUUGCUACUACUAAAGCUAAUGUAUUUAGCGGUUUAUCUUUUAAAACUAACAACAGUUCACCAUUUUCUAAUUUAUUCACUAAAACUACUUCACCUGACACCAACACUGCUAAUAAUACCGCUAAGGAUACAGAAUCUACAAAACUCAAUACUUCAGACCAAGUUGAAGAAUAUGAACCAAAUGUUGAAUUUAAACCUGUUGUACCUUUGCCUGCUUUAAUUGAUCAAAAGACUGGCGAAGAAGAUGAAAAUAUACUGUUUGAACACCGCGCAAAACUGUUAAGGUUUGAUGCUGCUGCCAAAGAAUGGAAAGAACGUGGACUUGGCAAUAUUAAGUUACUUGUUCAUAAAGAUAAUAUACACAAAGUAAGACUUCUUAUGAGACGUGAACAAAUAAUGAAGGUGUGUUGUAAUCAUGCAGUUACUAAUGAAAUGGUUUUCCAAAAGAUGCCCAAUUUGGAUAAAGCUGUAACUUGGUGUGCCAAAGAUUUCUCAGAAGGUGAGUUAGUGGCAGAGACUUUCUGUUUGCGAUUUAAGACCAUUCAGCUAUGUGAUGAAUUCAUGGAAGCUAUUAAGUCUGCCCAGUCUAAAAUGAAAGAUGAAUCAAAGGCAGCAAAGGAAGAAAAAAAUGCUGCUAAACAAAACAAUCAAACUGGUUUUGGCGAUAAGUUUAAACCCAAGGCAGGGUCAUGGCAUUGUGAUGCGUGUUACACAAAUAACUUGGAAAGUUUUUCAAAAUGUGCUUGUUGUGAAACACCAAAACCAAACGGUGCAGCAAGCACCAACGCUACUGCUGCUGUAUCAAAUACAAAUACCGAGAAAUCAAUAGCUACAGCAGGUUGGGGAGAUAAAUUCAAGCCCAAACCUGGUAGCUGGGAAUGCAAAGAUUGCUUUGUUCGAAAUGAAUCUGGUAUAGAAAACUGCACUGCUUGUAAUAGCCCCAAAGAUCCAACCAAAGCUAAGACAGCUAUCAAACUUACAUCAGACAAUGCACCCAAAUUUAAUUUUGGGAUACCUGCUACAAAUAACAAUGCAGACCAAAAGCCUACUUCAAUAAUUCCUGUAUCCAGUCAAGGCCCUUCCAUUACAACUGGUGGAGACUUGUUCAAAACCAGUGCUCCAACUUUCGAAGCUAAUAACAAAGCACCUAUAUUUGGAACAGGUUCAUCUGGGACACAAUUUAGGUUUGGCGUGCCCCCAGCAUCAAAUGACACUAAAACAAAUGUUGGAGCUACUUCAAUUUUUGAUGGCACUGGUGCACAUAAAUUUAGUUUUGGUAUACCUCCAAGUGAUACAACAACUAUCCCAGUAUCUUUCGGGGAACAGAAGGCUCUAAUUCAUAAUUCAGUAACUGAUACUAAAAUGAUUUCUUCUGAAAAUCAGGUUGUUGACUUUAGUUUAAAAAAGAAAGAAGAAUCAAAUACUUCUGUAAAACCAGCACUGCUUCCCACACCUGUGUCUGACAGUUCAUCUAGCGUGUCCUUUGGAUUCAAAGAGAGUGGUACAUUCGACUUCGUAUUUAAACCUAAGACACCUACAAAAGGUAAAAGUCCUGCAAAGUCUUCUCAUAGUCAAGCUGAUGGUGAAGAAAGUGACGGAAAUGAAUAUGCUGCAGAAGAUGAAUGCCAUCAUACUUUCACUCCUGUAAUACCUCUCCCGGACAAGGUCGAAGUUGUUACCGGCGAAGAAAAUGAAACUGAACUUUAUGGACAGUUAGCAAAGUUGUAUAGAUUUUUAUCAGGAGAAUGGAAAGAACGUGGAAAAGGAAUUGUCAAGAUUCUUAAACAUAAAGAUACAGGAAAAUUGAGGGUAGUUAUGCGAAGGGAUCAGGUCUUAAAAAUAUGUUUGAAUCAUGCUUUGACUUCAGAAAUUAUUUACAAUGUUAAAGAUGAAAAAUCUUGGCAAUUUGUGGUGAAUGACUUCAGUGAAGGUGAACUAAAUUUGGAACAUUUCUGUCUUCGAUUUAAAAGUAAAGAAGUGGCUUCAGAAUUUAAAAAUGCGAUUGAUAAUGCACUUCAGGGAAAAUCUGUUAGUAAAAAUGGAGCAAAUGAUAAAAAAGAAAAAGAUGAAAGUGAUGAUGUCGUUUUUGUAAGCGAGAUCCAAGCAUCUAAAGAAGAGAAACAGAAAGCUAAAGAGUUAAUGCUGCCUGAAAAUUUCUUUACUUACAAAACUAAAGAACCAUGCCAAGGAUGUCGUGGAUGCAAUGAUAGCGAAGAUUCCUCAAAAUCUGAAAGUAAUUCACAAUCGUCUACAUCAACAAGUGAAACAAAUAUACCAGCAUCAAACAAAUCAAAUGUUCCUAAUUCAGAACAAAAACCAAUCGUAUCAGCAUCAACUACAAAAACAUCUCUAACUAAUUCAAGUACACCUGUAAAAACUAUGCCAUCCAUUUUCCAAAGUCCUACUAAUUCUAUAUAUGGGACUCCAAGCAAUUUUGAGAAAACUGCUGAUACAUCUAUAUUCCGCACGCCACUUGGUUCAGUUGCAUCCAACAUGAAAACCCCAACAUCGGCAUCUUCACAAAGCAAUUUAGACAAUACUUUCACUAACAAGGAAAAUACAUUUAUUCAAAAGCCGAACAUAUUCUCAGGAUUUGGUGGUUCUGAGCAGUCAACAUUAUUUGGAACUCCUCAGAACAAAACUACUUCCAUAUUUGGCAGCAGUGACGCUCAAACGUCACAAAGCUCAAAGAACUCUCUACUGGCUCCACCCAAGCUAAGUUAUAAUAAUACUACAAAUCAAAAUGAAUCCCGUUUUAACUUUGGACAGUCGAAAUUCGUUUUUAGUGAUUCAAAUCAAACCCCACAAACCACUACAAGUACUACCGAAACUGGGAAAUCUUUCAAUAAAUCAGUUUUAGAAUUUUCUGCUCCUAGUAUGAAGACAGAUAAUGCAAAGGUAAAAUCAAUAUUUGGAGAUGAUAAUAAGCCUGAAAAUUUGUUUGCUAGUGCAAAUCAAGGAAGUAUUUUUGGGCCUGGCGCCUUAGCAAACAGUCAAUCCAAAACUGAUACUAACAUAUUUGGGUCAGCUGCCAUGUCAGCCUUUGGUGCUAUUUCAUCUCAAAAUUCGAUAUUUGAAAGUGGAAAGUCAUUGUUUGGGUCAUCAAAUCAAGGACGAAUGUUGAGCGAAGGUGCAAAUGAAAAUCAAAAGAAAGAUGGAUCGGAGCCUUUGAAUGCUGGUGACAUUCAAAAAGCUAAUACAGCAACUGCUGAUCGGUCUGAGAAAAAAGAAAUUCCACUUAAGGUUGAUAGCGGUCUUACAUUUGCUGCUCUAUCAUCUGGCAGUGGACCUGCUUUUAAUCUGAAAACUACACAACCUGAUUUCAAAUGGGAAGGGGCUGGCCAACAAUUAUUUAAUGCAAAAACUAAUAUAAACUCUGGAGAUAAAUCAAAGAAUGAGAGUGGCGUAGACGAGGACGCAGUCGCAGAAGAGGAAUAUGACCCUCACUACGAGCCAAUUGUACCUCUACCUGAAAAGAUUGUGGUCACUACUGGUGAGGAGGACGAGGAAAAAAUGUUUGGAGAACGAUGCAAAUUAUAUCGUUAUGAUGACCAGUCCCGUGAGUGGAAAGAACGAGGUGUUGGUGAAAUGAAAAUCCUAUACCACCCUGAGAGAAAAACUUACCGGUUACUACUGCGCCGGGAACAGGUCCACAAAGCGGUGCUCAAUAUGCUUUUAUACAUGGAUUUAGAGCUACUACAAAUGAAGAACUCUGAUCGCGCAUGGACAUGGGCCGGCCGUAACUUUGCUGAAAACUCGGCGGGCGAGCAAGAAACACUCGCGGUCCGAUUUAAGUCCGUAGAGCUAGCCACCGCCUUCCACGACAAAAUUGUCGAAUGUGUGAGGAAAUUACAAGCUGCUGCUGCCCAAGCUGUAAGGGAGGUGAAGGAGUUAAAAGAAUCAGAAACGUUUGAUAACGUGUCACCACUAAGAUUACCGAAACAUUUGCAAGAAAGCGCACGCGCUGACAAUGCGAUAACUGCGGAAGUCUUUCAAAGGACGUCAGGUUCCUCAAGUCAGGACACCAGUGCAAACACAAACGAUAGUAAACCACCAGCCGUAACGGAAAAAUUUCAACAAGUCUAUGAACACCAUGAAGGACAUCAACAUCAUCAUGAAGACCAUGAUGAGGAAGAAGACUACGAUUAUGAUGAAUAUUAUAACGAGGACGAGGAAGAAUCAGCUCCUUACUACACGUGUGACGGUGAGGCGAUAGUUCGGCAGGGUAACAACGAGACCACUUGUUCCAACGCACACAUACAAGUGCUGUUUGACCAAGAGAUUUACUCUCCCAAGAUUUUAGUUACCGAUGCGGCUACCGGAGAGAUACUAGCUGAUAUGCUCAUAUACACUGACACUGAGUUCCAGAUGUCUGGCGAUUCCUGCGCAUGGUCAGGCACGGACUACACCAGUAAUGACCCAGUGGACAAGUCUGUCACGGUCAACUUUUACGACAGCGAGACAGCAAUGCAGUUCUAUGAUAGUUGUGAGACAAGCAAGGCUGCGACAUACGCGUCUACAGAUCCAGUGUCGUAG
Spodoptera littoralis (African cotton leafworm) is the source of this 8898-nucleotide messenger RNA. NCBI's taxonomy places the organism in Eukaryota, Metazoa, Arthropoda, Insecta, Lepidoptera, Noctuidae. The record is from the annotation of a GenBank genome assembly.